AUGGACCUUUUGGAAAUUUGUGUAAGAGCCAUCCGAAGAGCCAGAGCAUUUGCUCUCACUUUUUCCAAUGACCCCUUUCAGAUAUUUCCUGGGUUUAAUUUUCCUGGAUUGGCACGCAUAGUUGAAGGAACGCAGAAUUUAGAAAAUACUCUGAAGGUUGUGGGAACACGUGGCUAUAUGUCUCCGGAGUAUGCCAUGGGCAGGAUAUUUUCUGAAAAAUCUGAUGUAUACAGUUUCGGUGUCUUGAUAUUGGAGAUUAUAAGUGGCAAGAAGAAUGCCAGCUUCUGUUUAUAUGACCAACAGCUAGGCUUUCUAGCUUAUGCAUGGAACUUGUGGAAUGAAGGCAGGGGACUGGAGUUAGUGGACGAAGUAUUAGGUGAUUCAUAUGCAUCGUCAGAA
Molecule: messenger RNA, 399 nt
Organism: Fragaria vesca subsp. vesca
Lineage: Eukaryota; Viridiplantae; Streptophyta; Magnoliopsida; Rosales; Rosaceae
Product: putative serine/threonine-protein kinase receptor-like
Exons: 4
Source: RefSeq, a predicted model, not a curated record